AUGAAGUGUUUUGCAUGUGAUGUAUGUGGCAAGAUUUUCAGCAGAAAAUCACAUAUAGAGAAACAUAUGAGAGUACACACAAAAGAGAAGCCAUACAGCUGUGAAAUUUGCAGCAAAGCCUUCUCUGUGAAAAGUAAUCUUACAGUGCACUGGAGAGUACAUAGAAAGGAGAAACCGUAUACUUGUGACCUUUGCUAUAAAGACUUUUCACGAAAAUCUACCUUAGUGAGACACAUGAGAGUACAUACAAAAGAGAAACCAUGUAUUUGUGACAUUUGCAAAAAAGCCUUUUCUGAGAAAGGUUCGCUGGUAAAGCACAUGAGAGUACAUACAAAGGAGAAACCGUAUAUCUGUGACAUUUGCGAAAAAGGUUUCUCAGAUAGAUCUACUUUAGUGAUACACAUAAGAGUACAUACAAAAGAGAAACCAUAUAUCUCUGAGAUUUGCAAUAAAGGCUUUUCAGAUAAAUCAACCUUAGUGAAACACAGAAGAGUACAUACAAAGGAGAAACCAUAUAUCUGUGACAUUUGCUAUAAAGACUUCUCAGAUAGAUCUACCAUAGUGAAACACAGAAGAGUACAUACAAAGGAGAAACCAUAUAUCUGCUUCUCAGAUAGAUCCAACUUAGUGGGACACAUAAGAGUACAUACAAAGGAGAAACCAUAUAUCUGUGAGAUUUGCAAAAAAGCCUUCUGUGAGAAAGGUUCUCUAGUAGUGCACAUGAGAGUACACACAAAGGAGAAACCAUAUAACUCCUUCACUCGGAAAUUUCAUCUUGUAAGGCACAUUAGAUUACAUACAAAGGAGAAACCAUAUAGCAGUGAGAUUUGCAAUGAAGACUUCUCAGAUAAGUCUGUCUUAGUGGAUCACAACAACAGAAGAGAGUACAUGGAAAGGAGCAAUGUGCCUGAGGAUUCACCAAGAAAUAUGAUUCAGUGA
Penaeus vannamei (Pacific white shrimp) is the source of this 939-nucleotide messenger RNA. The record is from RefSeq and is a predicted model, not a curated record. NCBI's taxonomy places the organism in Eukaryota, Metazoa, Arthropoda, Malacostraca, Decapoda, Penaeidae.